CUUGAAGAACCCAUUUCGCAGUUGAAUGUGAUUCCUGUAUCUGGUACUAGAUUGUAAUUAGAGUUCUACUUGCACUAUUCCGGAGUCAAUUUUGAGAAAUUGCGGGUUUCGCGCUGGAUUGUUCGCUUCACGUCACUUGAAUAGAUGGAGAUUGUGAAGAGCACAAUGACCCCGUACAAGGAGGCACUGAAUUGCUUAUCCUCGCUGAUUAUUCCACGGACUCGUGCUGAUGCAUCUACGAUCCGCUUCGACCUGAUGUUUGACUAUUUGAAGAUAUUGGAGCUGGAAGGACCCGUUUCACAAUUGAAUGUAAUUCAUGUUGCCGGAACUAAAGGGAAGGGUUCUACUUGCACGUUUGUAGAGUCGAUUUUGAGAAAUUGCGGAUUUCGGACUGGAUUGUUCACGUCGCCGCACUUGAUUGAUGUUAGGGAGAGGUUCAAAAUAGAUGGAGUGGAAAUUUCUCAGGAGAAGUUCUUGACAAACUUUUGGUGGUGUUGGAAUAGAUUGCGGGAGAAAACCAAUGAUGAUGUACCCAUGCCAUUCCAUGUCUGUUUCCUUGCAUUGCUUGCAUUCAAGAUAUUUUCCGUUGAAAAGGUGGAUGUUGCUAUCUUGGAAGUUGGUCUCGGAGGAAAAUAUGAUGCAACUAAUGUGGUGAAGGCACCUAUUGUUUGUGGAAUAUCUUCCCUGGGCUAUGACCAUAUGGAGAUAUUGGGAAAUACAUUGGGACAGAUUGCAGGAGAGAAAGCUGGCAUCUUCAAGCAAGAAGUUCCAGCAUACACCGUGCCUCAGCCAGAAGAAGCAAUGUCUGUGCUCAGGGAUCAAGCUUCCCACUUAAGUAUUCCCCUUCGAGUUGUCUCACCUUUAGAUACAGAAAUACUGAAGGAUCAGCAACUUGGACUUCACGGUGAGCAUCAAUAUCUAAAUGCAGGCCUUGCAAUUGCCUUAUCAAAAAGUUGGCUUCAAAGAACCGGGCAUGAAGAAAGUAUUUUUCUCAAUAAUACACAGAAUACUUUACCAGAACAAUUUGUUAGGGGGCUCACAAUGGCCAAUUUGCCAGGCCGGGCACAAAUUAUCUCUGACCCCAGUUUUGAACAACUAGUUUUCUAUUUGGAUGGGGCACAUACCCCAGAAAGUUUGGAGGUGUGUGGGAAAUGGUUCUCUAGUGUUGUCAGAGAAGAAACUCAAUCAGCUAAAAGUUGCAAAUCUGAACAGAUACUUCUAUUCACUUGCUUGUCAGUUAGGGACCCUCGGCUUCUGCUUCCGCCCCUAGUAAAUAGUUGUGCGAGUCAUGGGAUCCGCUUCACAAGGGCCCUUUUUGUACUGAAUCAGUCCGCGUAUAAUAUGUUUGGUGCACACGCAACAACACAAGAUGAGCCACAAGUUGAUGUUUCAUGGCAACUGACACUUCAAAAAGUUUGGGAUAACCUUAUUCAUGGGGGAAAAGGUAAAAAACAGGAAGAGCUGAAUACUGCAAAGGGUGAUGAGAGUAGUUCAGUGUUUCCUUCACUCCCUUUAGCCCUUAACUGGCUCAGGGAAAAUGCUCAACGAAAUAAAUCGAUUCGUUCUCAGGUCUUGGUCACUGGUUCUUUGCACUUGGUUGGGGAUGUUUUGAGAUUGAUCAAGAAGUGAUACGAACUCUUUGAAUCGAUCAAACUGCAGUCCUUCGAUCAGGGCACCAUGGAGCUCACAUCGAUCAAUCCUUUCUAUUUUUCCGUAAAACCCGACAAUAAAUCCUUUUCGGUCCUAUAUAUUGUAACAAUAGCUGAAUAUGAUCAUCGUUAAUGUUUGAGACGGGCUAUCAAAUUAAAAAGAUCUUGUAGCCUAAUAAUUUGAGUAUAUGGGAUUUACUAGUUUGUGGUCAUAUCUAUCAUCAUGCAUGUUGA
Messenger RNA from Asparagus officinalis (garden asparagus), 1883 nucleotides. Its product is annotated as folylpolyglutamate synthase-like. The record is from RefSeq and is a predicted model, not a curated record. The transcript is spliced from 16 exons. Gene Ontology annotation, molecular function: tetrahydrofolylpolyglutamate synthase activity; ATP binding. Gene Ontology annotation, cellular component: cytosol; cytoplasm; mitochondrion. Gene Ontology annotation, biological process: tetrahydrofolylpolyglutamate biosynthetic process. Lineage: Eukaryota; Viridiplantae; Streptophyta; Magnoliopsida; Asparagales; Asparagaceae. The coding region runs from base 145 to 1629 and encodes 494 amino acids.